This is a messenger RNA of Paraglomus brasilianum, 527 nucleotides long. The record is from the annotation of a GenBank genome assembly. NCBI's taxonomy places the organism in Eukaryota, Fungi, Glomeromycota, Glomeromycetes, Paraglomerales, Paraglomeraceae.
AUGACGUCUCGUCUCUUAUCUCUAGAGAGGAAUUUUAAGAUUGCAGAAAAAAGAUUUCGAGUAAAGGAGGAUUUGCCUUUACAGAUCGGUUGGAAGGAGAAGCUAUCAACAAUUGAUGCCUUCUUUGAACGCCACGAGACACUUCCGUAUAAGUUUGACAUAGAUUCAAAGAGAAACGUAUUUAUCGUCGAGAUGGAGGGAGAUGUGCACUCUAUGCUUGCCAUGACUCUAAGUUAUAUGUUUAAUGCUCCCAAUGGGGGCAUUCCUUACAACCACCCAAUACAAGUUGCCCGUAAUACAGGCCACUAUCGUCCCGACGGUGGAGGUGUAAAAAAUGCCUCAGAUGUCGAAGUAUAUCCGGGUGUAAGCGUUAUUCCAAGAACUCCACCGACAACUCCAUUAAGACAUAACGAAAUGCCUCCUGUUAAUGUGAAUGGACGGCCCCACGCACGAAUAAUGUGCGAAAUUGCCAGCUCGCAAAAGUUUCCCGACUGGCACGACAAAUGCAAGCGUUGGAUGCGCCAGCA